UCCGGAAACCGGGGCUACGAAUUCGCGAGUGUCCUACGGAACGCCGGACAAAGAUUCCGGUAUCGUACACAGAAGCGGCGGUAUUAGCCAAAACGGGACUGCCGGUACAACCAAAGGAUAUCUACGAAGAAAGAAGAGGACGGUGCAAGUCGCGGGUAAUUAUCGGAAAGGUGGAGGUAUACGAGGGCUACGAUAGUGGGCAAAACGUGUCGGUGCCACAAGAACCGACACCGAGCCUAUCAGAGAACAACAAGUUACCUUUGCAACUGAGCGAGAAUAAUCGCCGCGAAGAAAACCUUUGGUUGACGACAGAGGAGGUAAAUCAACAGUUAAGGCAUUCUGAUACGAGAGCCGCAGUGGCGGGUGAACUGGCUUGCCUCGCGGGUUACAUGGCGGGGUACCUGAAGGCUACCGGCGCCACUUGCGCUCCGACCAGUAGUCCUCAGUACCAUCCCCACAGUCAUCCAGCAAUGGGAGUCGGCACCCAUCCACAUCCGCAUUCGCAUACACAUCCAGGAGCCCCACACCCAGGACUACCGUCACCAUUUGCACUAGCUACUCAUGGUCAUCCGCAUCCUCAUCCCUUGGAACAUGGACUAGCUGCCUUCCCACAAGGAAUGAAUCAACGUAAACAACGCCGAGAAAGGACAACUUUCACGAGAGCACAAUUAGAUGUAUUAGAAGGACUUUUUACAAAAACAAGAUAUCCGGACAUAUUUAUGCGCGAAGAGGUUGCUCUAAAAAUUAACUUACCUGAAUCACGAGUGCAGGUAUGGUUCAAGAAUCGUCGUGCGAAAUGCAGACAGCAAUUGCAACAGCAACAGCAGACUUCACCUUCGAAAGGAUCGCCGAGAUCAAAUCAGAACCAAAAUAAUAGUAGUAAUAGUAAUAAAAUGCCGACAACCUCAUCAGCGUCAACCAGUAGACGCUCAUCGCCAGUUUCUCCACCACGCGGGAAAGAGGCACCCGGACCGAAUUCGCCUCUCUUAUCGACGACCUCGACGUACCCGCGUCUGGGUGUGACGCCGACCGGCGGAAGCGGAGCAAACAGCGCACUAACUACACCUUCUCCGCCGCUGACUCCAGGUUCGAGUCAGUUGCCGCCAUCGUCGUAUCCCCCGCCAAUGAAUCAACUUCAUCAUAGCGAAUAUGGUUUCGCUUGGAGUUCAUCGUCACCCGGCUCGGUGAACCCGAGCCAAUGUUACGCUGGGCAGACCUACAAUGCCUAUCAGAAUCCGUAUACCAGCAGCGAUUACUAUCCAACUCAGAUCUCGCACAUGCAUCACAGCCCCCAAGGAAAUUAUCAUCCGCAAUAUCACCACAAUAUGGCAUUGACGUCCUCCAUGUCACACUUAACUAGUCAUCAUUUGAAUCCAACAGGCAGUAACGACAUGGCCACUUCGUCGGAGUCCGAUGGUUAUAUACUAUCUGACCAGAAGUAUCAGGCGAUGGUAUAGCGGCCUGGCAGAAACUCUGGCAUUCUUCGUCGCACUCAGGAAACUACAUCUACUGGAUCCUUUGCCACUUAUAAUUAAAUCGCGAAUUUUUAUGCAGAUAUCGUGACAUUUAAAGAUACGCAAGGUAUAUACAAGAUAUAUACGAGACAGUUCAUUUGUUGUUAUUUAACGACGAAGCAAAUUUCUCUCCAGGCUACAAAAUAGUGUUCAUUCCAUAUCAAAGCAUAAAUUUUCAUAAAGAUCCACGGUCUACUAGCGAUUGCUUCCGAAAUACGAUGAUAAAUCAUGUCAAAGCAGUGAAACCUAUUUCGGUAAUGAUUGACAGUGGCAGGGAUCCUGUUUAGGUUCAUUUUCCAGUUCGGCAAGAGAAUAUUCGAAUAAGAAUAAAUUAUAUAGACCACUUGUUGCAUAGGUAAGAAAAUCAAAAAACAUUGAUUGUAAUUACCUCUAUCUUCAUUAAUUAAUAUCUUACAAGAUAUAAUUCAUAUGACUGGAUCUUACGAUUAUCGUUGCGGGAAUAAUGUAGGGAAGGAAUAGAAUAAAACGGAAAAACUCCCGAUGUAUUUGUCUUUUGUUAUAAUUCUUCGGUAUUCUCUCGAACCUUCUCGAGGCUGGUGUUCCUUUUCAAGAAAUGUUAGGGAUAGUGCCGAUCAUAGUGCCGAUCAUAGUGCCGAUCAUAGUGCCGAUCAUAGUGCCGAUCAUAGUGCAAAAUAAAAUUCUCGGGUACAAUUCAAAUUAAUAUCGUAAUAGACUAAUUCCAUGUAUGGUCAGAACUAAGGGAUCGAUGGUAAUUGAUUAUUACUUUCGACAUUGAAUUUUACCACGUGUUCGAAGACAAAAAGAUGUCUAAAUGAUGUCUGAAUGCCUAAUGUCUAGAUGUCUAAAAUUCGUAAUUUAAAUUUUCAGUAGGCGAUAUAAAUGUCUAUGAACGUUGAUUUACAGCAUGGUCAUUUCCGUAGUGUGUAUUCAUUGAAGUUUUAUGUUAGGAAUGAUUUGAAUAAGGGUAGUAAGAGUAUUUACUCUAAUUUCGUACAUCACUCAUGUUCGUCAUUAUUAAAUAAAUAAUUAUUAAAUAAAUAAUUAUUAAAUAAAUAAUGACGAGCAUGAGUGAUGUACGAAAUUAGAGGGUGUUUCAUUAUUAUUUAUCUACGACAUCUUUCUCGUUGUAUUAUAUUUAACCGAAUACCAGGCGAUCGAGAACACAAGCACAGUAGUCCCUUGCAACUAUUUACAAUCGGAAAUGGAAAAGAAUAUCUGAUCCUGAUCAACUCGAUUCCAUUCGACGCGUGUUCUUAUUUUUAUCGUUCGAAGCUGAAACGAAAUUCAAACGUUUUUACAAUUGACGCGAGAGUGAAGUUUCCUUCCUUCCAACAAACAAUUACGUUUGUUCUCUUGUAUGGGUUUCCGAUUAAUUUAAUUUCUCCUUUCACGAUUAUUUCAUCGCCUCUAAGAAUUUAAUUUUCAUCGUUUCGAAUUAUUUCCAAGAUUAUAAUACAUAAGAAUCCGCAACAAUGUUUCGCGUCCGAUCGCGAGAUGACUAUCGCAGUAGGAACAUUUUUUCCAAACUUAAAAACAGUCGGGAAAAACGAAAUAGUGCAAUUGCGAUAAUUGGGAGGAGGUCGUGCGUGCUCGUUGAUCUCUGGAUUCAUAGGGCUUAUUAUACGCUUAUUAUAAUUAUUCUAUCCUUUUUCCAUUUUUAUCUCUUUCUUAUUGUAAUUUUUAGUAGUAUUAAGGAGUGUACCGAAGCCGAAAAGGUUCGAGAGUGUUAGAUAGUGUGCAUACCUAUCACUAUCUAUCUUCGUCUGUUCCAUUUCGUGACAAGGGAAACUGGUAUUAAAUUAUAGAUCGUUUCUUGCAGUUACGACCGAUUUCGGUCUGGAUCUGCGAGGUAUUAUUGUAUAUUCCGCGUAUACAACUCUAAUGUAAACUAUCGUGAGUUGAAACAUAAAGUUAAUUGAAAUAAAAAAUGAAAAAAAUAUGAGGUAUCAGUAAAUUUAAGAAUAGCAAAUGGCAGUGUAAGCUGUAAUUGAUUAUUGUGCGUAUAGAUUUAAGUUACUUUGUAACAAUACAACGCAAGCUGUACAUAAUUAUUAGACUUAUAAGGUACAUGAUUAUUCUAUCAUGUAAGAAGAGAAUCUUACUACGUCAAAAAAUAAAUCGUCGCAUAUUAUUAAUAA
Molecule: messenger RNA, 3634 nt
Organism: Bombus terrestris (buff-tailed bumblebee)
Lineage: Eukaryota; Metazoa; Arthropoda; Insecta; Hymenoptera; Apidae
Product: orthodenticle 1
Exons: 4
Coding region: 390-1457 (355 amino acids)
Biological process (GO): regulation of transcription by RNA polymerase II
Cellular component (GO): nucleus
Molecular function (GO): DNA-binding transcription factor activity, RNA polymerase II-specific; RNA polymerase II cis-regulatory region sequence-specific DNA binding
Source: RefSeq, a predicted model, not a curated record